GUCUUAAUUGAAUACUAUUUAAGGAGUAUAACUAUAAGAAACCGUAAGACUAGGCAAUACUUUAGCAGAAAUAUAUUAUGAUUUCGACAGCAAUUUUCAUCCUCAGCGCAACUGCGUUAGCUAUAGUACUGCUUGCUCACGAUUGUAAUGGCAGUAUUUUGUACGUCAGACCAGACAAUGGAUCGAACACAACAUGCCCAAGGAAACAAUGCAAGACACUGGACCAAUAUGCAAAUGUACAUGUAAGUCAUUUGAACAAUACACAGUUUAUUUUUAUGCCAGGAUUGCACACUCUCAGUAAAAACUUUCGUAUUGACUCUCUCAUGAAUAUUGAACUCAUUAGUAUGAGCGAUAGCAAAAAUGAAACAGAAAUUGCAGAAAUUCAGUGUUAUAAAGCAGCAGGAUUUAUUUUUAAGAAUAUAAACUUUCUCACUAUCAAAAAUCUGCAAAUUUCCGCAUGUGGUCAAAUAAUACCAGAUAGUGUUUACAACAAUUUAGAAAGCCCACUCUCCUUUCAAGCGGCAGUUGCUCUUAAAGAUGUGGCUGCUCUAACAAUGCAAUCGAUAACCAUUCGAGACAGUAAUGGAUACGGGAUAGCUGCUGAGGGACUGUAUGGAUACUCAACAAUGGAGGACUGCCUACUGGUGAGCAACACGGGUGGCGAAAAAUUCAUAGGGGGUAAUCUUGUACUGAAGUAUGCAGAUUGUCCUGUUAUUGACACAAACGAGCAGGUUUAUGUGGGAAUUGUGAGAUCUAAGUUCUUAUAUGGAAGUGCACAUUAUAGUAACGACAAACAUGACCCACAUAUCGCACUUCAAACCAAAGCAACUGGCAUAUCUUUGCUCCUUUCCUGCACAAAUGUUAUUAUUAACAUGUCAGAGGUGCAACUAAAGUACAACGAAGCAUACAGCUUUUCCAGCAAAGGAGGAAACCUUUUCAUUCUGCUCGGAAACACCAUACAAUAUACGAGCAAUACGGUCAUUGUGGAGAACAGUAACAUUGACAAUGGAACAGCGGUUAAGGGUGGAGGAGCAUACGUUAGAUUCAAGCAGCCUCCCCAAGAACCUGACAACAUAACAGUUCCAUGUGAAAACUUUGUUAGUUUUAAAAAUGUUAGCUUUAAUGGUAACAAAGGUAGAUUUAAAGGAGGUGCUCUGUACAUACUGUUCGAAACAGCAAGCAUGUACAACUAUUGUCCCAAGGGAACUGUUGAAAUAGACAGCUGUUACUUUGUAGACAAUAUUUUAAAUGCUUCCAAGGCAGACAGUGGCCUAGCUAUCAACAUCUAUUGCUAUUUGAUCAACGGAGUGGAAGCAACAUCUGUUCCCUUCAAUAUAGUGAGCAUUACUCGAAGUCACUUUCUGGGAAACAAACUAUUAACGCAGAAGGAAAAUAGUUUCGAUAUAAUUUCCGGAGGAGCCACUGUGUUCAUUAGUAAACAGAGAAGACAAACAUUUAUCAGUGACUCUAGCUUUGUAAACAACGGCAAAACAGCAAUUUCGGCUUUCGGAUCAAAUAUUGUGUUCAGUGGUAUUGUGAACAUAACAAAUAAUACAGGCCUUGACGGUGGGGGCCUAGUUCUCUGUCAGUCCUCGUACAUUUUGUUUGCCCCAAAUACCACAGUGACGUUUGAAAAUAACAGAGCCAUUUUAUCUGGAGGAGGCAUAUACGCAGAAGAUCAGUGCUUACAAUCUGAACCACUGUGUUUUUAUCAAGUGCACAACAGUAACAAGUCGUUAACUAAACAUCAAAGGAUCUCAAUAUUGGACACUAUUCACGUGGUAAUGAUCAACAACACUGCUGGAUACGCUGGAAGUCAGAUAUUCGGAGGGUUUAUGGACAAAUGCUAUACAACAUUUGGCAAGGACAAUAAACUAGUAUACAACAAGAUUUUUAACGAAAUUUCAUGGCAAAGAAAUGAUUCUGAUCUUUCCUACAUCACUUCUUACCCAAAGCAUAUAUGCUUCUGUGAAAACAAGCUACCUAACUGUAGCAAACACUACAAGAACAUCAAUAUAACAAUAUACCCUGGUGAACCUUUUACAGUUAGUUUAGUAGGCGUCGGGCAAUUCAACAACCCUGUUCCAGCAACAAUCAAAGCAACCACCAGCCACUCAAGUGACAAGAUGUACAGUCGUACAAUAAAGGAUGUCUGUACUUCUAUGACAUUUUUAGUAAAAUCAGCACAACCGACUAGAUUUGACAAACUUAGCAUCACUGUCUCCUCUGACUUAGGUUACACAACAAGAAGCAGCCUACGAUCGAUCAACAUUCACUAUAGGUCUUGUCCUCUGGGAACGUACAUAAACAACUCUGCCUGUGACUAUGAAGACCCUCAUUUCGAAUACAGAGCUAAUAGCUCAACUAUAAAAAAGAACGAAAAUACAUGGGUAGGAUACUACAACGCUGCUGAUCAUUCCGACUCUGAAACCGUUAGUGGGUUCAUACAUUUCAACUAUUGUCCACUGUGGUACUGUAACAACAAAACAGUUAUCAAUGUUAAUGAAACCUAUUUUGAUCAAAACUCUCAGUGUCAUGAAAGGGAGGGCAUUUUGUGUGGAGCGUGCUUAAAGCAACAUAGUUUAGCUAUUGCCUCUAGCAGGUGCCUUCGCUGUGACAACAUCAGUCGAUCGUACUUUCCUCUCCUAGCGCUAGCUACUCUGGCUAUUACAGCUCUAGUACUACUCUUUAUGCUGUGCUGUAAUGUGACCAUCACUGAUGGCACAGUUAGUGGAUUUCUAUUCUACUCUAGUUUGUUCAACAUCAACAUAAAAUUGUUUUUGAGAGUAUCAAAACGAUACGCAUAUCUUGCGGAAUUUUUUGCAUGGAUGAAUUUAGAUAUUGGUUUAACAACUUGCUUUUACGAUGGGUUUGAUGCAUUUUGGCAGGCAAUAUUAAACUUUUUUAUUCCUGUUUUCAUUUGGUGCAUUCUUGGACUUAUCAUUUUUGCAACAUCAAAGUCUAGCCGGAUUACGGAGCUUGUUGGAGACAACCCUGUAAAAGUUCUAGCUACACUUGUUCUUAUUUCUUACACAAAAAUUCUUCAAACUGAAGUAGCUGUGUUUUCCUGUUCAUCGAUUGAAUUUCGUACUAAUUCUUCUAAAAUCCUCAAGUACUACUGGCUCCCCGAUGGUAAUGUACCAUGUUGGCAAGGGAAGCACCUAGCUCUGGUGGUGAUUGGUGUUUUGUUUGGAAUAGCUACUGUUCUGUACACUUUAAUGCUCCUCUUUAUUCAACCAUUGCAAAGAUAUUCUCAUGUGAGGGGACUGAAAUGGGUGGCCAAACUAAAGCCAUUUUUUGACGCUUACACUAGCCCUCAUGUGAUCAAGCAUCGCUAUCGAUUCUGGACUGGACUUUUACUCCUAUGUAGAAUGAUUAACAGUAUUUCGUUUGCUCUUUUUUCCCACCAAAACACAUACAAACAUUAUGGAAUUGAAGUCAUACUCAUUUGUUUCCUGAUAACAAGCUUAUUGGGGUGCUUCGGUGGAGUCUACAAAAAUAAGUGGCUUUAUGCUCUCAACUCUUCGUUCUACUUCAACCUCACUCUACUGUCUUUCGUAACAUUUUAUUCUCUAACCAAAAAUUCUUCUUCUAAGAACAGUGCAAAUAUUAUUCAAGAGAUUGCCACCUCCAUUUCACUAGGCAUAGCCUUUGUGACGUUCCUGUUCAUUCUUUCCUACCAUGUGUACAAACGUCUGAAAAAGACCGGUCUGCUCGCUCGCUGUGCGGGAAGAAUCCAGGGGACUCGAUGUUGGAGAUCAGCUGUCGGAUAUUGGAACAGAGGCAGGAUACAAUACGUAAGGCUGCCCCAAGAAGACCCUCAGGAUCGAGAGGUGGACGAUGAUUUCAAUGGAGAGAGAAGGCUCGAUGACGAUUGUCAGUGGGAGAGAGAACUACAUGUAGAUGUACAAGACAGAGAGCUCAAUGGAGAUCGCCAUGAUGACAGACAGCUUGCAAGAGUUUGUGAUGACAAUUGGGAGAACGGAGAGAGCAAUAAGGAGCCAAAUGCAGAAGAGCCAUUCGAUAAAGGUAUUGUAGGACCUAGCGAAGACACAUACUAAAACUAAAUAACUGUUGUUGUUACAUGCAGUAACUGUGUAUCUUUCUAGCUAGAACACAAUCACAUGACAUAAUUAUUGUGCAUACAAAUAGUAUAUAACAUUCACACACAUGCAGUUAUGCCAGGCUUUGGUUCGUUUAUAAUAAUGUGUACUAACUUUUUGAGAUAUUAUGAUGAUUUUAUAGUCAUAAGCACAAACAACAAGCGUAAA
Halichondria panicea is the source of this 4271-nucleotide messenger RNA. RefSeq lists its product as uncharacterized. The transcript has a single exon. Lineage: Eukaryota; Metazoa; Porifera; Demospongiae; Suberitida; Halichondriidae. The record is from RefSeq and is a predicted model, not a curated record. Bases 78 to 4061 code for a protein of 1327 amino acids.